AUGGGCCGCUCCAAGAAACACUCCUCCAAGAAACCCCCUCCCAAGCAACGCCCCCCUCAGCCAGAACAGCCCCAACCAUCGAGCUCCAACUCGACCACCCUCCCUCCCCUCCCCGCUUUCCCCCUUCCUCCACCUCAUACUCUCCCACCAGUCAUGGACUCCACAAACGCCCACUCGUCCCCUGCCAGCUCCCAAUACCACUCACAUUCCCCCACGCACCACAACCACAACCACAACCACCCCUCGCACUCGCACUCGCAGCACCAAUCCAUGACCCCCGCCUCUCUGUCGGCCGCCCUGCACACCUGGUCUGCCAAUGCUCUCAAGAGCAUGGGCCUGAAUAUGGGUGGGGAGGGAGAAGGAGGUAUGGGGCUGCCGACGUUGACGGAGAGUCAAAUCAGGGGCUUGACGGGGGGAGGAGCGCUGGGGGAUGGAGGGUUUUUCAUGGGGCCUGCCAGGCCGUCCGGGUCAGGCAGUGGAUCUGCCAAGAAUCGCGACGGCGGGCAUAACGAUGGGCAUCACCACACGCACACAUACCCCGAUCCUGCUACGGGCUCACCCAUAGACCUGCCCUCCUCGCUCGCGGCCUUAUUCGAAGCGAAGCUCACCCUGGAUCGCGAAAAAGCCAAGCUGCUUAAGAUGCAAGAAGAGCUCGAGGGGCAAAAAGAGAUUCAAGGGUUGAGAGAGAUGAUGGAUAGGCCCAUGCCGGAGGGGGCGUUCAGUCUGCCGCUGCCGAUGCCUAUGGGAGGGCCAGGGGGCAUGGGCAUGGGCAUGCCGUUCAGGAUCGCGGAGGGCGGUGUGGGCAUGGUCGGCAUGGGGGUGAUGCCGGUCAGGGUUGGAGGAAAGGGGGACGGACAGGUGGUUCUUGAAGAGGGAUGUACUUGUGGACAAUGUCAAAUGUACAUCCCCGAACCAGAGCCGGACGAAUGCUUUGAUUGCGAAAACGAUUGUGGGUGCGAUUGUCAUUCCUAUGAGGAAUACGAUUGCGAACACGAAGACGAUUAUGUGGAUGAGGAUGACGAGGAAGACUAUGACGAUGUAGACGAUGAAGAGUACGAGUAUGAAGACGAGAUUGACGAUGAGGGGCUCUACGAGGAGAGGCCGCCUCUAUCAGAAGACCCAGAACGCUUGGACGAGUAUGUCGGCCAAUUGUUCAACUGGGUGAAAACAGUGGUAUACGCGACAAUUGAGCAAAAGAGGUUUUCAGCACAUCUCAGACAACAAGCCAAUAAUGCCGCAUCUUCAUCCUCAUCCGCAUCAGCAUCUAUACCAGCAUUGCAAUGA
Molecule: messenger RNA, 1284 nt
Organism: Cryptococcus wingfieldii CBS 7118
Lineage: Eukaryota; Fungi; Basidiomycota; Tremellomycetes; Tremellales; Cryptococcaceae
Exons: 3
Coding region: 1-1284 (427 amino acids)
Source: RefSeq, a predicted model, not a curated record